GUCACAAGCAAGGAGAGGCGGAGGAGGAAAAGGCAGAGAGAGAGAGCCCAGCCCUUGAAUACACGGCAACAACAAGCCGACUCAGAGAGAGGGAGAGACGCAGAAAGCCCCGGCCGUAUUUCUGAUUUGUUUGGGGGGGGAUGAAGCUCAGGGAGCCGUCGACGCUGCUGUGGAUAUGAACUGAACAGACACACUGGAAGAGGCAGGGAUCGUGUUCCUAUAUAUCCCGAAAAUUCACAGUAAAGGUGGAAAAAUAGCACCGCCCCAAAAAGAAAACAUCCUGUCUCCCCUCUGACAGUUCUGGUUCAGAUAGUGCUACACCCAAAGCCCCGAUCGACCCCCUCCUGCUCCUGCUGCUCCACCCCUCCGCCGCUGCACCGCUCCGGCAACCGAGAUGCACACGGAGACCCGUAACAAGAAAUGCCAGUCAACUCUAAAGCAGAAGAAGAGUGCCGCCGGUGCCCGAAAGAAGCAGAGGAGCUCGGCCAACAAGCAGAGCGCCGUGACCCGGCAGUUGUCAUCAUCGCCACCACCGCCAUCCUCACCUCCGCCCCCCGCAGCCAAACAAGAGCAGGAGGAGGAGGAGGAGGCGCUGACCACUGGGCCUCGGCCGCCGCACGAGGAGAAGAAGCUGAAGGAGGUGGUGACGCUCACCGUUGGGGUGAAGCAGGAGGAAACGGAAGAGGAGAAGGAGGCACAAGGCCAGAGAGACAUGCCCUCAGUACAGAUCAAAUCAGAGCCAGAGGAGAUGGAGUGCACGGCGGAUGUAGGUGAUGACUGCUCCCAACCUACAGACCUGAAGAUGAAGUCAGAAAUUAAGAUGGAGCCCUCUUCACCUCACUCGAGUCCCGCUGAGGACCAGACCGAACCUGUCGACCUGUCGCUCAACAAGCCCCGCUCUGCUUCCACAACAAGCACCACAGUCAACCCUGCACCAAGCAGUGCUGUGUCCCAGCCCGGCCUCUCAGCCACACCUGUUCCCACCACGGUACAAUCCAUAGGCUCCAUGGUCCUCUCUCCAGGUUCUAUCCUAGCCACACAGGGAGCUGGAGGACAGCAGAUUCUCCAUGUUAUACAUACGAUUCCCUCAGUCAGCAUGCCAAGCAAGGUGGGCCAACUGCAGACCAUCCCUGUGGUGGUGCAGUCACUGCCUGUAGUCUACACCACCGUGCCCACAGACGGUGUCGCCACAGCGGCCAUCACAGUGCCACUGAUAGGCAGCGACGGACGCUCAGAGGGAUCAGUUCGUAUCAAGCCAGGCUCGACGUCUCCUGUUGAGUAUCAGACUGACAGCGAUGCAGAGAGCGGUACGGAGUCCGGAUCAGCGUCCCUCAGCGCCCAAAGCAUCGACGCAGGGUCAGUUAUGGACUUGGAGCCCGUCGAUCCCGAUACACUAGACCUAAAGAGGCGGCGAAUCCACAUGUGUGAUUAUGAAGGCUGUAAAAAAGUUUACACCAAGAGCUCCCACCUCAAAGCCCACAGGAGGAUACACACAGGAGAGAAACCGUACCACUGUACCUGGGAGGGCUGCACCUGGCGCUUCGCACGCUCUGAUGAGCUCACCCGACACUUCCGCAAGCACACGGGAAUCAAACCUUUCCGUUGCACGGAGUGCGACCGCUCCUUCUCCCGGUCCGACCACCUGUCUCUGCACCGCCGUCGCCAUGUGAUGAUGUGAACUCCCCUCCAAACCAGUCUGUCAAACCAACCUCUGACCCCUUGGUUUCGCAGAGUCCACUCACCUUGUACCAGGGCCUCUGCCAUGUUUCAUGUUCUGCGUUUAAGAUUUUCAAACACAAUCUGCAGGGGGGAAAAGGGACAAUUCCUCCUCCUCUCCACGUUGAAACAACAGGACAACUGGGAGUCUGUCUGUGCAUUUGUGAACAUGCAUGGUGGAUUUAUUAAUUAUAUUCAUUCUGCACCCCAGUUCAGACCUUUCUCUACAAUCAGUUUUUGAAUAGCAAUGUAAAAAGAAGGACGAACUGAAAUACACUCAGCAGCAGGGAUAGUCAUCCAUCUAUCCAUCCAUCCAUCCAUCCAUCCAUCCAUCCAUCCAUCAUCCAUCCAUCCAUCCAUCCAUCCAUCCAUCCAUCCAUCCAUCCAUUGGAGAGGAUGAGUAGGGGACACAACAAGGAAUGUUGUUCAGUGUUUUUAACACCUACUAUAACUUGGAUAUCACUUCAGUUGCUCUUUCCUUCCUUUUGUUUUACAUUUUGCAUUCUGUUUAAGUUCAGAGUUGGAGAGAAGUUGUUGAGUCAAGGAACCUCUUAAGUAAAGUGGACAUUCCAUUUAAGCCUCAUGAUACAACAUGAGAUGGAAUUGUGUGAUCAAAUAGCAAUUGAAAAAGAACAUCAAAUGUCCAAGUACAUUUAUUACUAACGUGGUGUCAGAGCAAGCACAGUAUUUAAGUUAAAUCCCUUCUAUUUAACACAAAUAAGCAGCAUAAACACUGAAAAAUGAGAGAUAUCAGGGCUUUAAUGAUGGAUACACACUGCCUUUGCAUCUCAAUAACUUACAAUGUCAUCAUUAUUUCUGUUAUUUUGAUGAAUAUGACUUACACCUGAUAAAACAAAUCCAAAAUUCAGUUUCUCAGAAGAUCAGAAGAUUACAUCAGACAAAAAGAAAUAUGGGCCUACUGAAAAGUAUGUCCUUGCUCUGUACAGUAUUUGUACCCAUUUGUUGACCAGGACUCCUUUUGCACAAAUUACUGCAACUCUGCUGAGAAAAGAAGGGCAUGUUGGUUUAAUAACGUCUGCAUCUUGUCUUCAUUGUUGGAUCUGAUUUCUCUCAUCUUUUAAAUCACAUCAUCAUAAACAUUUACUCAAGAUUUUUAAUGAUCGGAGAAAAAUCUAUGUUUGGUAUGAAAAGGGGAAUUUUCACCAAGACCUCCUAGGGUUUACUGGGAGCUUUGGAAACGCAAGCUCCCAUAUUUAUGGAUAAAGUAUUUAGCCGACUGUCUGGCUCUAUGUUGAAAAUCGCCAGCAGCUGACGUGGCGUCUCAUUAAUGCUCCUCCGCUGGUCGCCUGGUCCUAAAAGCAACCUACUUUCCCUCCUCGGUACAUGGAGCUGCAAGACUGUGAACUUUUUAAAGACUGGUUUGUUUUCAGUGUAUCAGUCACGUUGUAUAUGUUCUACCCCACCUCUCUCUCGGGCGCGCACGCACACCUUUCUGAUCCUUCUUCGACAACAGUAUUUGCUUUGUAUGCUUUCUUAUUGGUGUUUUACAAAAAAGCUAGGCCUUCAGUGCACAGUUUUUCUUCUUCCUCCAGGUUUGCCGCUCUGAACAGUAACAACAAAAAAUAAAUAAGUCAGAUCAUUUUUGUUGAUUUUCUGAGGCUGUGAAAAAGACAGAGCAACUCAAAUUGUUUGAUAAGACAAACUCUUGAUGAAGGGAAAUGGGGGGGACUUUUCAGAGUGUGUGUUACUUGCCUGCGUUUGUGUGUCUGUGGGUGGGUUUUGAGAUAAAAAAAAAAAAUCAAAUAAUCAGAAAGGAACAUUUUUAUGAGUGUUUGUUGCGGGCACUGGUCGUUCUUUUACCUCUUGCCCGUUGAGCCUUAAUAACUAAAGUCAAUCUAUAAGGGCGAAACCAGAACCGCUGAGAGACGACGUCUGCAGUCCAAACCGCAAAGUAGGAGCUGCUCGAAUAAAUAAAAAAACAAGCAGCUUUCAGAGGUUUUCAAAAAGACAGAGGAGAACAUGUGAGAUAGUUGGUUCUACUUUUAAGGGUCUCCAGUAGAUUAGAUUAAAACAUUACAUCUGUGAAUUUGCAGCACAAAGAAAUACCUCCAAUUUGAGGCUCGUAUUCAUCUUUCUAAAAUAUCCAGUGGUAUACGUCAGCUUUUGGCUGUAAGUCAUCUUUCAGAGGUUCUGAAUGAUACUACAGGCACUGUGCCGGACUGUCAGGGUCCAUCACGCCUUGGGGUUCAGACCACGAGGAAACUAAAGCGCUCUCCUCACUAGCAUUUCCACCACAAGGGUCGUUAAUCCUCUCAGUAAAUAUACAAUAUGCUCCACAAGGUUCUGGAUAUUAUGUUUAUUUAGUGCUGGUCUUUAACUCUGAUCAGCACAUGAAUCAAACUGUUGAUGUUUCGGAGCAGAAUUGAACCCCCCUCUUGGCCCUGCUUCCUAACCCAUGGUGUCCAUGACUUAAGUGGGCUGGUUUCUGACCUCUGAUCUAGGCUGAACUUGAUUAUGCAAAAAAACGCAGACCUCGCUCCAUGCGCUGUUCUGUUUAACUCAGUAAGUAGGUAUUUUGAAACUCACAAGAACCUUAAAAAAUUAGGAACGUCAGGAUAGAAGCCCGUGUUGUUGAGCAAAGCCAACCGAUUCUAAGCUUGUAGGGAGGCUUUGUCAGUCGUGAAAAUAACCUCUUUUAUAGUUCUGGUCUGUUCCUGUGCAAAAAAAGAUAUUCUGUUUAUAAACCACGCAGAGUUUUUGUCAUCAUUUAAAAGGUAGAGUGCAUGAAGAAACAAGGCCAGAUUGUUGUUUGGUCUGCAUCUGCAAAAGAAGAUCAAUCCAAACACAGUCACUGGGUCAGGAUUUAAGAUGUUUUAUCUAAAGAUAAGUGGAAACUAGUUCAAACAAGUAUGAAUAAUGUAUAACUUUUACAGACAUAAUGUAUAACUUUUAAAUCCUAACUAAACUCAGUCACUUGUUUGGAGGGAUUUUGUUCUUUUUACUGAAGCAAACCAACACAAUGUUUCCAUUUUUCCUAUUGAACCCCCUUGCUUCAAGUGAAAAAAGAAAAAGUUACUAAGCACAUCUUUCUAGAAGAGUUUAUGCAUUUGAUUGCAAUUUUCUUUCUUUUGUAAACUGUUGAUAAAGACAUUAAGGACAAAUAAUUAAAAGAAAUCCAUGUACAUACCUGUAUAUAAUCAAAAAGUGCAGAGUAAAUGUAACGGGUGAAUUUCUAUUUUUAACACUGACUAGAUAAUGUUAAAAUGUUUUUUUUUCUUGCGCUGUUGGUUUGAUGAAACUGUGUUUCAUCGCGUGAACCCAUCCCCCCCUCCCAAAAUCUAAUACAUUUGUUUCGUAGUUUCUUAAAAAGUGGUCCCACUUGUGUUGUGAACACUUGUGUUGCAUGGAGAAUAGCUUUGUUUUUCUUAUGGUGACAUUGGUGAGCAUGUACGUGCGUGUGAGACAGUUGGCAAUUUUUAUUAAAAAGAUGAACAGGGUUUUUAUUUUUAAAUAGUAAGAGAGCUUAAUAUUUUAUCACUUGAUCUGAUUUGAAUUGAGUCACACAAAGAGCAAUGUUAAAUGUCGUUCCUUAGGUCAGCGAAGCUUCAGGUGUAGUCUGACAAAGAAACAGACUUAAAGGGGGUUAAAUGAAAAGCUAGCUCACAUUUUGUACUUCCGUAGAAAGUUCCCAAAUAGUACAUCAAAGAUUCUAAAAUACCAGGAUAUCCUAUUUCAUACAAACAAAAGACAUUACUUGGAUAAUAUUUCAGCCAUGAAAGCAAAUGUAUAGUAGUUAAUUCAGUCAUAUGUUACACAAAUUUAGCACAGUAGCAUUCAAGAAGGAUUAAAAUAACAAUUGCAACCUUUUUUGCUUUGGAACAUGUUUUUCAACCUAGUGCAGGUAUAGGUAAUAUUGUCUUAUUAAAACUCAAACUAAAGAAGGAAUGUUUAUGAGAAACAUUAAUUAUCAUGACUAAAGAUUUUCUCAAGCAAAUGGAGCAAAACUAGCUUGUGCAGAAUGCACUUGUGAUUUUAACAUUCCAGAUUUUAAUUAGAAAUUUCAACGUUUUUUUUUUCUAAAUUAAAUUGAAAAAUACCAUCAAACAUGCAGUUUUGCCUGGAGAAGACGAAAUUAAAUUAAAGAAAUAUCACUGUCCUCGACUACUGAAUCUAAAUAGUUAGCUAAUUCACUGGGAUACAACACUACUUUAGCUCAAUGGAAAUUUUCUUAUUUAAUUGGAAAUUUUCCAGCCUAUUACAAUUGUGGAAACCAAUGUUGCAUAGUAUGAAGAAUGAAAACUCAAACUAAAAACACAAAAUCUAGGAAGAAACACAGAUUUACCAAGGUACCUGAACCAAGGUUUCCAUCUUACUGAUAGCAUUUACGGUGAAUUAAAAUUACAAAUGUUAUUCUCUUGUUUAUACUUGUUUUUCCAAUUUAUUAGCUACAGUUUUAAAUAAAAUGUCACUUAGUAUAAAGAAUAAAAAUUCAAACUAAGAAGCAAUGUCCAUGAAAAACAGAUUUACCAAAGCAAUGUACAGAAGCUAAUUUCGCAAAACUAGCUUGUUUAACAUUUCAAAUUGUAAAUCGAAAUGUUUUCUUUUUUUAAAUAAAUUGAAAAAGCCUCUAAAUGUAGGAAUUCUAUUUGAAAAAGUUAAAGUAACAUUACUAUCCCCAACCAUUAAAUCUAAAAUGUAGCUGACUCACUAAUGUGGUAGCUAAUGCUAGCACACUAACAGCAUCUAUGGUUUAUUAAGAUUGAUUAAGAUUAGAUGCUAUUUUUCAUGUUUAACAGGAGGUUUUCUCACCUAUUUCUCUUUAUACUGUCAGAGUAUAAAUAGAUAAAAAUCAAAGAUGUUACAUCUAUGAGAAAUGAAAUUUACCACGGCUAAAGAUUUCCUGAAGCUAAUGCUAGCUUAAAGAACAAGCUUGUGGCCCUUUUAUCAUUUCAGUUUACAAGUUAAAACUUGAGUUUAUUUUUAAGUUAAACCAAAAAAAAAAAAAAACAACUUUAAAAUCUGGCCAAGUUUAUUGAAAAAUGUGAAGACGUACCACUAGCGCUGACCACUAAAUCUAAAAUGCCUAAUUUUUAGAAAUUUACCAGCACUUAAUUUUUAAUCACUUGCUUUUAAAUCUGUUGCAUAAAGAAAUAGUCUCACAUUGGGACAGAAUUUAUGAUGAAUUAAGCAUCAUGUUUGAUGAAAUAAAACACCAGGAAACACUAAAACAGGGUCUGUAAAGUAAUCCAAAUUAAAAAUGUCACUUGCUUGUUAAUAAAAAAAACUUUUCAACCCAUUACACCAUUAGAAACUGAAGAAGUUUACUAUACAGACCAAAGGUCAAACAAAGGAACCAAUGUUUCUUUGAGAGAUGUGAAUUAACUGAAGGUUACAACUUUUUUUAAAGUUUUAGAUGCUACAUAACCAUAGCAAACUAGCAAUAAGAUAAAUUAUGCCAAUAUAAAAGCUAAGUUAUCUAGCUUUUUAAAGUAUUUUUAAACCCAUCACAGUAGGUACACAAAACGCAAACAGUGCAAUGUCUUGUUUAAACAAAUUGACUGAAGCUAAAGAUUUUUUUGGAUAAAGGAGGGAGAAUAGCUAAGUAUGAAUGAAUUGGCUUUAUGUAUGAGCUUAGAAGUUUACAUUUUACUUACCUUUUGAACAUUUCUUCAGAAAAAAAUAUGUCAAAGUUGGAAUCCCAGCUUGUAAAAUUGGGUGAAACCUCACUAAGUGAAAUGCCAAAAAGCGACCUGACUGCUCAUAGUUGUAAAAAUGAAACCUAGAUGAAUUCUGCUAGUUUGCAGCUGGUUAAAUCGGGAGCACUCAUAGUUUUCUUUUGAAUUCCUCUAUAAUUCUGUUUUCGAAGAAUAAAAAAGGUUUUAUUAGCUUGUCCUGCUGAAUGAAUUAGACAAAAUUGUGAAUGAAUCCCGUAGGUUUUUCAUCUAGGAAACUAAAUGCACCCAACAAGCAUGAAACAUCAUUCUUAGCUCUGACUUCCGGCUUCUGAGAAAAAUAAGAUGGAUCUCUAGGCCCCAGAGAAUAAAAAAAUCCUAGUUUUCCACAUGUUUCCUCAGACUGUCUCUUUAAGGAUUCUGAUAACAACUUAAACAUUUUGCUUUGCAACUUCUCCAGGCAAGUGUAUUUUGUACUGGUGUGACCUCACUGAAUCAGAUUUAUUACUUGAAAAGGCCACCCAACAGCUGAUACUUCAAAAUAUUAUGAUUAUUAUUUCAACAGUCCAGUGAAACAUCCAGAUAAAAUGUUUAUAGAAACAAAUUAGUACCAUUAAUUCCUCUUAAAGUUACAUAUGGAACUCCAUAGGUUUCAAAUAUGUUUUGGAUGAGGCAGAAAUAUCACAGUCAGAUAAAGCAAAACGUUAUAGCAAAAAUAGAACUGAAUUCUGUCAAAAAACAAGCAUUUAAAAUGUUUCUAUCUCUUACCCUGAACAUUAAGUCCCUUUAUUUUAGAGCGCAGCACUUUAAGAUGUCGUUUUAGGAGCAGGUUUUGGCAAAAUACUUAAGAAGCACAAGAAAUCACAGAAGCUCAUGUAAGCGCAAUCAAACACUUUAAACCUAUAGAGUCACACUGAGGAUAGUCAGUCAGGACAUAAGAACCUGCUGAUAACAGCUCAGACACAAUCUUGUUAGAGUGGGGUUUGUUGAGGGUAUAAUGCAUAUACAGUGGUGUGAAGAAGUAUUUGCUCGUUCACAACUUUCUUCUUUUUUUGUGUGUUUCAUCACACUUAAAUAUUUCAGAUCAUAAAACAAGUUUUACAUUCAGUCAAAAAUGAAAAUACAGAAUAGUGUUUUUAAAUCAUGAUUUCAUUUAUGAUGGGAAAAAAAAACUUUCUAAACCCACUUGGCCCUGUAUGAAAAAGUAAUUGCUAUCUAAACAAUAAGUAAAUAAGUGUUUUCAAGUGUUUGUAAUGCCUGUCAUUUAAUACUACGGAGGAAUUUAGGCCCUGUUGUUAAAUCAUGUCUUUUAAUCAGGGCAUGAUAUGAUCUUUUAGCCUAAUUCAUGUUGUCAGAUGGGUUCUUUUUAAGUCAUUUCUUGAUUCUCCAGGUUUGGAUAUAGCUCAUGAAAUGAAGCUUUCCAAAAAGUAUCGCUAAUCCAUUAUUUCUUCAUUUAAAAAGUGAGAGACAAUUUAUUUUCUCACUAAGCGUCAGGUUUAUUUGGAUAGUUUUAUUUCCUUAAAUAAAUUAAAUCGUCAUUUGAAAACUGCAUUUUGCAUUUACUCUAGUUAUCUUUCAUGAUAUUAAAAUGUGUUUGAUGAUAUGAAACCUUUAAGUGUGACUUAAAGUAAAACCACAAUAAAUAUGUAAGAGAGGAAAUACUCUUUCAUGUUGCUUUAAACUUAUUUAGUUUUCUGCUUCUGGUUGUUCUUUUCUUUGUUUAUCAAAUCUUGUGUUGUUCAGUAUUAAUCCAGAGGUUUUUGUGUUUUUUAAUGCAUACAAAUGGGAAUGUUCAUCUGUGAAACAUAUUUUAAGAGUUUGACCCCUGCUGAGACCUUAUCUGGACAGACUUCUUGUCUAAAACAUCACCGGCUGUGUCCGUCUAUGUGCGAGUGCCUCGACUCACCGUUAAUCAUUUCUCUCGCAAACCCAUCACUUUUCGGUAUGUUCUAUUGAAUGCAGUAACUUAUGGGCCAGUAGUGUAUUUACUCAGUGCAAUGCAGUUAUCAUAAUAAUACAAUUAUCAAUAAUAUUUCUUUUCUCUUGCUUUCUUUUUUAUUUGUACAGAACAAAAGUGUAAAGAUCAGUGCGGAAAAGUGAGCUUUUUGAUACUGUGACUCAUGGUGUUUAAAAGUCAGUUUCUCCCUGUAUAGUUGUAAUUAUUUUGACCCCCCUCUUCCCUUUCUUCUUCUUCUUCUUUUAUAGAAUAAAAAAAAAUGUUUUUGGUGCGAUUUUA
This is a messenger RNA of Girardinichthys multiradiatus, 9585 nucleotides long. RefSeq names its product Kruppel-like factor 8 (gene klf8). Lineage: Eukaryota; Metazoa; Chordata; Actinopteri; Cyprinodontiformes; Goodeidae. The coding region runs from base 395 to 1678 and encodes 427 amino acids. Gene Ontology annotation, biological process: regulation of transcription by RNA polymerase II. The record is from RefSeq and is a predicted model, not a curated record. The transcript is spliced from 7 exons. Gene Ontology annotation, molecular function: DNA-binding transcription factor activity, RNA polymerase II-specific; RNA polymerase II cis-regulatory region sequence-specific DNA binding.